This is a messenger RNA of Solanum stenotomum, 1244 nucleotides long. RefSeq lists its product as uncharacterized. Lineage: Eukaryota; Viridiplantae; Streptophyta; Magnoliopsida; Solanales; Solanaceae. The coding region runs from base 756 to 1235 and encodes 159 amino acids. The record is from RefSeq and is a predicted model, not a curated record. The transcript is spliced from 2 exons.
AUCAAUUAUUUUCAACAUUUUUAUUUAAUAUUAUUUUCAUUAUUAUUAUUAUUAGAAGAAAAAUAGCAAAAGAGUAGGAGAAGGAUAAGCUUAAGCUCACAAUAUAUUUAAUCAAAAAAUAAAAAUAAAAAAAUCAAUUUUUUUUUAAAAAUAUUUAUAUUUUGCCUACUUAUUUGAUUUUUAAUUUUUUUUGCCUACAAAUGCCUCUCCGUUCAUCACCGCCGGUGACUUCCAUUUCCUUCUCCUUCCUCCACCACCCACCCACCCACCCAAUCUAAUUUGGUUGGGUGGGGUUCUUCAAAAUUUUCCGGCGAGGUGUCACUUGCUUUAUUUUCCGACAAGGGGUUGCUUGCUUAAUUUUCCGGCAAGGAGCUGGUUAAUUAUCCAGAGAAGGGUCGUUUGCUUAAUUUUCCGGCGAGGGGCUGCUUAUUUAUCUGGAGAAGGGUUGCUUGCUUAAUUUUCCGGCGAGGUGCUGCUUUGCUUAAUUUUCCGGCGAGGGGCUGUUUAAUUAUCCGGCGAGGUGCUGCUUUACUUAAUUUUCCGGCAAGGAGCUGCUUCCUUAAUUUACCGGCAAGGGGCUGCUUUAUUUAUCCAUAUUGGGGUUGCUUGAUUAAUUUUCCGGCAAGGAGAGGGUUAAUUUACCGGCGAGAGGCUGCUUGUUUGAUUUUUCCGGCGAGGGGUGUUUAUUUAUCCAUAUUGGGGUUUCUUGCUGAAUUUGCCGGCGAGGGGAGAAAUCAUAACUUCCGAUCGAAUUAAUGACAAAGCAAAUAGUGCUGCGUGCACCUUCAUCACUUUCAAUCGACCGGCGCCGGCAACCUCUUUUAUCGAACCAAGACACAUCAUCACGAGGUGGUGUUCGAAAAGCGCGAUUAGCAGAGGUUGCCGGCGGAACAGCGGCGGAAUGCGCCGCUGUUUGCUGUUGUUGCCCAUGUGGACUCGUUAACCUCCUCGUAAUGGCAGUUUACAAACUUCCGGCGGGACUUUGCCGGAAAGCACUACGGAGAAAACGCCGACGCCGGCAAAUGAAGAAGAAGAUUCUACAAUCACAAUGCAGUAGCUGUGACGACUCGGAACUUUCGAUUCACCCCAUCGACGGAGCCACCACACUUGCGGUGGUCGACGGCGGAAAUAGCUUGAAAGCUGAUAAAGAUGUGGUGGCGCUGGAGAAGGAAAUGUGGAGUAAAUUUUAUGGGGCUGGGUUUUGGAGAAGUCCCUCUCAAAGGAGUGACAUGUAAUAAUAAUAA